Cuculus canorus (common cuckoo) is the source of this 2514-nucleotide messenger RNA. RefSeq names its product chromosome 22 C1orf216 homolog (gene C22H1orf216). NCBI's taxonomy places the organism in Eukaryota, Metazoa, Chordata, Aves, Cuculiformes, Cuculidae. The coding region runs from base 106 to 1008 and encodes 300 amino acids. The transcript is spliced from 2 exons. The record is from RefSeq and is a predicted model, not a curated record.
CUCUCCACUGCCCUUCCCACCCCCGACAGCCCCCGCCGUGCCCCGGCGCGCUCCGGGUUCCCGGGUCUCCCCGCAGCCGGUACCGGGGGGGCUCGGGAUGCAGGGAUGCUCUGCCAGCCAAUAUCGGGGCGUUCUGGAUGCAGGGAUGCGCUUCCCAGCCGGCAGGAGACCAGCAAGAUGUUUGCCGUCUGCCCGCCCUGCGCCCCAGCGAACGCCCCGUUCCGGGGGGCGCCGGCGCUGGGCACGGCCGUGCCGGGGGCCAGCUGUGGGCAGGACUCCAACUCCAACUUUGUGGGAGAGGUGUGUGACAGCAACGAGAACUGGAGCCAGCCAGCGCCGGGGUCUCUGCCGGAGGAGGGCUCCAGCCAGAGCGAAAACACCACAAAUCCGUCCGAUAAUCUGCUGUUAUUAAUGCAGAGACAGAUGGUCCAGGGCCGACUUAGAGACGCUGCUCCGAGCCUGGGCGCCGCGCAGCCACGUCUCCCCGAGCAGGGGGUGCGCAGCCCCCCUGAGGGAGCAGAAGUCGACGGAGUAGGGGGCCAAAAUGCUACUGAGGAGCCGGUGGGGGGUUGCGGCAAGACCCUGAGCUCCCCUGCAGAGGACAAUGGCUACGCCAGCAGCUCCCUCAGCAUCGACAGCCCCGACAGCGCCUGCGGGAGCUCCUGGGACCCUCCCAGCACUGCUCCUCUCCCUGGGAGCCCAUCUCAGGCUGUGGUGGCCGAGCCCGAGCCGGGGACCCUCUUCCCAGCGCUGGCAGAGGCCGUGCAGCAUCUCCAGUUCAAGGAGCGCUUCAAGGAACGGGAGAAGGAGAAGCACCACAUCCAGCUGGUGAUGUACCGGCGCCUGGCCUUGCUGCGCUGGAUCCACGGCCUCCAGCAGAAAGUGGUGGACCAGCAGAACCGCCUGCAGGAGAGUUUCGACACCAUCCUGGAUAACCGCAAGGAGCUCAUCCGCUUCAUGCAGCACGGCCCGGCGUGCCGCACCGGCACAGCCGCCCCCAGCCUCUGAGGUGCCACCGGCUCUGCCCUGCCCCAGCCUUCGCCCUCCCGGCUGCUGCAGGGCUGCCCGGUGGCAUCUCCGUGCCGCAUGCUAGUGCGGAGCGCUCGCCGGCGUCUGGGUGCUCGCCUUCUCCUUCCCAUCUCUCUCCAAUGUAGAACCAUUCAUCUCAAAUUUCCCUCUGCGUGGGAACUCGCGUCCCUCUGCGUCACAUCCGUGGGGUGUCAGACAGGGUGAACCCCAACCCCGUGGGCUUUGCUGAGCCUGCGGUGGCGAGGCUCAUCUUUUAAAUCUGGUUUAUGGUCCUUUCUGUGUGCCAGGAUGGGCCCUGCAAGGGAGAAAAGCUUUGCCACAUAACCUGAGCAACGUAACCUUCAGCGCGUGCUCGGGCGUGAGCUCCCUUCACCCCACACACCGCACCCGCACGGCGACAACCCAACCGCCCUCAAAAACACUGCUCGUGCUUUCGGGGCGAGCGCAGUAUCCUGGGCUGCUCCUGGGGACUCGCCCGGCUGCGCCGCUAAUGGAGCGCGGGUAAAAGCUUUGCAGAUAAGAUCUGAACUCCUACAGAGAGAGAGAGAGAGAUUGAGAGAGAGGGGAAAAAAUUAUUCUGAGAAGUGACCUCAGAAUGCCUAAAAGUAAAUGUGUCAACGGAUUCGAACCCAAUCUAUUUUUUUUUUCUUAGAUUCAGUAUUACAGAAACGUUAAUUCAGAUUUAUCCUUGCAGCCAGGGUGUGUUUAUGCACAUCUGUCUGUCGUGGGAGAUGCUUUAGUGGUGCAUGAUCAGGAAGCUGCUUGCGAAGUUGUGCUCUUGGUGUUUAUAUUAAUUUAUUGUUCCAAAGCAAAGACAGUGUUUUUUUUUUCUAAGCUACAUUUUACCCAGUGAGGACUGUGUACAGGGUACAACGAAGUCAUCCUAAAACAGGGAUUAAGUGCUGUGUUUAUUUGCUGUAUUUUGCUCAGUGUUAACAUGACGUGUGUUCCAUUGAAGUUGCUGAUGCUGAGGGAGGGGUGGUUCCACUGCAAAGCCAGGAGGAGACCGCGCUCCCCAUCCCGACCGCGGUCCCUCUGCCAAGCCAGGCUCUAAUUUAGUUUCUCAUCUGCAAAAAGCGGGUGGGGAGAAAUGUCAGAAUUGCUGUUACCCCCAGCCCAACUUUUUCCUUUGCUGGAGAAGCGGAGCUGAGAGUUGGCUGUGACUUUGCGGUGGGACGGCACAGCCCAGCUUCCAUCGAUUGCUGGAUGUUACUGCACUGCAAAUAAAUAACCGUGUGUGAAGCCACCUCCUGUCCCGUAGGUAAUGGGGAAUCUGCAAACCUGCUUCUCAAAAGGGUAUUUUGGAGGUGAAGGCUUCACUCAUCUCCAAGUGACCUGUGCCAACCUCUUCUCCUGGCACUGGAGGAGUCUGGCAGCAUCCCGGCAAGGCUCUCGCUGCCCUCACGCUCACUCCUGUCCAGCGCUGCUGCCUGUGUCGUAUCCCAGACUGUGAUUGUGGGCAUGUCACACACCUUAAUAAAAGCC